AUUAGAAAAAUAAAAAAUCAAUUUUCAGAAAAGGAAUUGUGAUGGGGAUUUCACCUGAACAUCUCGCAGUUACUAGUGAACAAACUCUGUUAUAGGCAGUUUCUUCCGCCUUUCUUGAGUUUCUUGUCCAAUUCAGUUAUAUAAGUACGGGCACUCUUAAAGAAAAUCCAUUUGUACAGAGAAAGAAGCAUUGAAAUCUCCUUAACAAUGGCGAUCGCUUCGCCGUCCGCUCCGAGAUUCUCGUCGUUCUGCUGCUGUAGGGUCGGGUCGGCCCGCGCAGCUGGUUCCGUAGGAACGGUAGGAUUAUUGCCGCCGAUCCACACUCGGUUCCCGGCUCGGAAGUUGACGUUGUAUUCAAGGCUCGACUCGUCUUCCUCCGCGUCUUCCAAUGACCCCGACGGCGAACUCCGCUACGAGCUGCAGCACGGCGUACCGACGCACCCUCACCCUCACCGGCGGGGUACGCCGGUGUUCGUGACCCUUCCGGUGGACGCCGUCAGCUCGCCCUCUGGGCAGAUGACAAGGAAGAAGAUCAUGAAGCAUUCGUUCACGGCGCUGAAGACGAUGGGAGUGGAGGGAGUCGUGAUGGAGGUGUGGUGGGGGCUGGUGGAGAGGGAAUCGCCUAGGGUUUACAAUUGGCAGGGUUAUUUGGAGAUUGUGGCGUUGGCGAAGCGCAUUGGCUUGAAGGUUCGAGCUGUAAUGGCGUUUCAUCAGUGUGGCACAGGGACCAAUGAUCCCUUCUGGGUUCCUCUUCCUAAAUGGGUGCUAGAAGAAAUGGAGAAGGAUCCAGAUUUAGCAUAUUCAGACAGGUUUGGGAGACGGAGCUUGGAAUAUAUUUCCCUAGGAUGUGAUGUUCUGCCUAUUUUGCAUGGACGAUCACCAGUUCAAGCAUAUACUGAUUUUAUGAAGGACUUUAAAGAAAUCUUCAAGGCAUUCCUUGGAACCACCAUAACUGGGAUUCAAGUUGGAAUGGGUCCCGGCGGUGAGUUAAGAUAUCCUUCAUGCCCUCCAAAAAAGCUAACAAGCGCAUGGCGCUCGCGUGAACUUGGUGAAUUCCAAUGUUAUGAUAGGUAUAUGCUGGCAUCUCAGAAUGCUUGUGCUGGAGAAGUAGGUAUGCGUGAAUGGGCAAAUGGUGGCCCUAUUGGUGCUAGCAGUUUGAUGCACGACCCAGAAAGCACAGAAUUUUUCAGAAGUGAUGGUUCUUGGAACACAGCAUAUGGAGAUUUCUUCCUACAAUGGUACUCGGGGAUGCUGUUGCUUCAUGGGGAAAGGAUUUGCAAGGAAGCAGAGAGCAUUUUUAGGGGUUUUGAAGUGGAUUUGAGUGGUAAAGUGGCGGGGAUCCAUUGGCACUAUGGUACUCCAUCUCACCCAUCAGAACUAACAGCUGGUUAUUACAAUACUUCAAUUAGAGAUGGAUAUUUACCAAUUGCUCGCAUGUUCGGUAGAUAUAGAUUCACCAUAUGUUGUCCAUGUUUCGAGAUGAAAGAUGCACAUGAGCAAAAGAUAAAUCCAGUGAGCAGUCCCGAAGGUUUACUUAGACAACUUUUACUUGCUGCAAGAUUCUGUUAUCUUCCCCUGGUGGGUGAAAAUUCGGCCACCAGUUUGGAUGACCAAUCAUUCGAACAGGUGUUAAAGAUGUCAAAAUUCUACUCAGAUGGUGUUCCAUUCGAACAUGUGUUAAAUAUGUCAAGAUUAUACUCAGAUGGUCUGGAAACACCGUACUUUUCGUUCAACUUUGUGAGGAUGGACAAGCACUUUUUUGAUACUCGGAAUAUUGCAAGUUUUACCCGGUUUGUGAAACAGAUGUCAGACACGAAUAAUAUUCGAGCCAAGUUAAGUUUCGGGGAUGGUGAUAUGCGGGUUUCAUCUUCCUCUUCAGGCGCAGCAGCUAACAUGAAAGCAGUUUUCGCGUAGGACAAGGACCCCAGGAACUAGUGAUUCAUUGUUGUGGAAUCUGUGAAUUGCAUCAGUAUAUUCUUUUGAUUUGUAGUAAAUGUUCUUCUGUGCAUUGUAUUGGGUUUUCCAUUUCAUACUGAAUGGAGCAAAGAACAGUCUGGUUGUAGUGUAGAACAGUCAACAGUGCCUUCCAAUGAUUUUGAGAAUGGAUGGCUGCCUCAGCUCCUAAUCACUCUUUUAGCCUUUAAUCUC
Molecule: messenger RNA, 2148 nt
Organism: Ipomoea nil (Japanese morning glory)
Lineage: Eukaryota; Viridiplantae; Streptophyta; Magnoliopsida; Solanales; Convolvulaceae
Product: beta-amylase 1, chloroplastic-like
Exons: 4
Coding region: 208-1914 (568 amino acids)
Biological process (GO): polysaccharide catabolic process
Molecular function (GO): beta-amylase activity
Source: RefSeq, a predicted model, not a curated record